Messenger RNA from Poecilia latipinna (sailfin molly), 1962 nucleotides. It is a transcript of the gene ncf1, whose product is annotated as neutrophil cytosolic factor 1. Lineage: Eukaryota; Metazoa; Chordata; Actinopteri; Cyprinodontiformes; Poeciliidae. The record is from RefSeq and is a predicted model, not a curated record. The transcript is spliced from 11 exons. Bases 57 to 1292 code for a protein of 411 amino acids. Gene Ontology annotation, cellular component: cytoplasm; NADPH oxidase complex. Gene Ontology annotation, biological process: superoxide anion generation; respiratory burst. Gene Ontology annotation, molecular function: protein binding; phosphatidylinositol binding; superoxide-generating NADPH oxidase activator activity.
GACUAUUUAAGCAAAGUUCCUGCAACUCUUUUGACUUCAGUUUUCAGCCCUUCAGCAUGGAGGAGAUCUACGUCAGGCAUGUGGAGCUGCUCGGCUUUGAGAAACGCUUCUUUCCAAGUCAGCACUACGUAUACAGGCUGAUGGUGAAAUGGAGCGAUGAGUCAGAGAAGCUGAUCUACAGGACGUAUCCUGAGAUCCACACUUUUCAUAAAUCUCUGAAGGAGAUGUUUCCCAUUGAAGCUGGACAAAUAGACAAGAGGGACAGAGUAAUCCCAUCACUUCCAGCCCCACGAUGGGUGGAAAGCCAGAAGUCCAGAGAAAUCAGGAAGAUCACCCUAGCUGAGUAUUGCGAGUCUCUCAUCAACUUGCCGGCUCACAUCUCCCGCUGCAAACAUCUGUCCUCCUUCUUCAAGGUCCGACCUGAGGACGAAAACCCUCCUGCACCAAAUACAAUGAAAAGAAAUGACUUGUUUGUGGAGUCCAGGGAACUUGCCAGAGCCACUGCUUCAGAAAUUUCUGGACCCAUCAUCCUGGACACCUACAGAGUCAUUGCAGACUUUGAAAAGACGUCCAAACAUGAGCUCAACCUCUACACCGGAGACUUUGUGGAAAUUGUGGAGAAAAAUCAGAAUGGUUGGUGGUUCUGUCAGUGUGAAUCCAAACGAGGCUGGGUCCCUGCUUCCUACCUGGAACCCCUCGAUGGACCAGAGGAGGCAGAGGAACCUGAACCGGAUUACGAAGGAGAACUGCAUGUCGUCAUCCAAGCAUACCAGGUGGAGCAGGAGGAUGAGAUUUCUCUGGAGGUGGGAGACACCGUGGAGGUCAUUCACAAACUGCUGGAUGGGUGGUGGGUCAUCAGAAAAGGAGAAGAGACUGGUCAUUACCCUUCCAUGUUCCUGCAGAAGUCUGACAAGAAAAAUGAAACAGACAGGACAAACCUGCGAGGACAGAGACCUCCACCUCGCAGGUCCACCAUCAGAAAUGCCAAAAGCAUUCACAGCAAAUCCCGGCAGAAGCUAAGUCAAGACGCCUAUCGCAGGAACAGUCGGCGUUACCUGCAGCAGAAAGGUGUCACUCCUCCAAAACGGAACUCUGGGAAGGUGCCACUGAAGGAGAGGAAGAAUGAGGACAACAUUCCCGAAGUGUCUGAAUCCAGUUCAGAGAGUGAGCUGAAGAAGGAAGCUCCAGUCAUCCCGCCGCGGCCCAGUCCGGAGCUCAUCCUGGAGCGCUGCACCGACAACACUCGCAAGAAGAUGAGCAUUCAUAAGUCGGGCUCCGGCUCUUCCUGCUAGCACCAGGAUUAUCAGGGAGGAGAUGUUUCUCUUCAGUGCUUAAAGUCAAGAUGUGGUGAUCUGUUUGCUUCUCAUCACAGCACUUCUGAUGUUUUGGACUUUUCAUUUUGUAGCUUCUAGCAAACUCAUUUUUAGAGGCAAACUUUUAGAGAAACUAUAGCUUCGCACUGACUGCUCUGUACUGUUUUAGCUUUUUUCUCACCCAAAACUAUAUUUAGUUCUGCAUCCCACAGACCUCAUUCUAAUUUCAAGUGGCCUAAAUAUAUUUUUAGAUUGCAUGAUUUAAUUAGGCCUACUCUCAUUUUGACACAGAAACGAGCUCAGUUUUUUUCCCAGAUAUACUUUUAACUCCAUUUUUCUUUAUUUGCUUUUAUUCAAGGCAAAAAAAAAAAAAACGCUAAGAAAACACGUGGGUCAGUAAAUGUUACUUCAUCUUGUGUUUUUGUAAGCUCUGCGUUUAUUUAUUUGCUCAAUAAAUUUCUGAAACAAUGAAACAAAUGAACAUUUGUAGAGUGUAAAGCAGGGGGAAAAUAUUGUGUUCAGUUCUUUCAGUUUUCUUUUUUUUUUCAAAAGCCAAAUGAAUGUUGGCAUUAAGAAUGAGAUAAUUAAUUGCAGAAACUUUAUAAUAAACAGAACAAAGGGAUUUUAACUUUUGCUUAAAAACUUAAAA